Molecule: messenger RNA, 1841 nt
Organism: Mugil cephalus (flathead mullet)
Lineage: Eukaryota; Metazoa; Chordata; Actinopteri; Mugiliformes; Mugilidae
Gene: pigb
Product: phosphatidylinositol glycan anchor biosynthesis, class B
Exons: 13
Coding region: 191-1768 (525 amino acids)
Biological process (GO): GPI anchor biosynthetic process
Cellular component (GO): endoplasmic reticulum membrane
Molecular function (GO): alpha-1,2-mannosyltransferase activity
Source: RefSeq, a predicted model, not a curated record
GAAGUAGGUAUGAGUGCGGAAGGCUGUGUAUAGUUCAUAGGUGUCAACUAGAAGUUAAUCUAAUAUCUUAGUCGUUUUGUUUAAGAUGUAACACUUUAAUUCUGUCGGUUAAAUAAACUGAACGGUUGUUUAUUCGUAGCUGCCGACCGACAGCUGAGCGUGUAUUGAGCCCUAAAGACAACAUGUCCAGAUGGAGAACAUCCGGGCACGGCUGAAACUUGGAAACAAAGUGGAAGAUGUGAAACUGAGGAAACGUAAAUCCCUGCUGUACUCAAAGGAAGAUGAAAAUACUUUUAACUAUGGUGUGCUCAGAGCCAGGGUUGUUGCGUUGUCUGUGGUGUUCAGACUGAUCAACUGCUUCCUGGUUCAGAGCAGCUUUGUCCCUGAUGAGUACUGGCAGUCUCUGGAGGUGUCCCAUCGCAUGGUCUUCAAUUAUGGGUAUCUGACCUGGGAAUGGAAGACAGGAAUAAGAGGAUUCUCAUAUCCGCUCUUCUUUGCGUUCAUAUACAAAAUAUUGCACUUCAUGAACUACGACUCAGUCCAUCUCCUGAUUUGGCUUCCACGUAUUGUUCAAGCACUCCUGGCUGCGUUUGCUGACGUAAAAUUCUUCUUCCUCAUCCGAAGACUGGAAAAUCAUGACAUUGCAAGAUGGACAUUCUUCUGUCACAUGUGUUCCUGGUUCACGUGGUUCUGCUGCACCAGGACUCUGACCAACAGCAUGGAGACCACCCUCACCUCUCUGGCUCUUUGUUACUUUCCUCUGCCUCGGUCAAAAACACACAGCAGUAAGAAGUAUUUGGCCCUGGUGGCCGUGGCUGUGAUUGUUCGACCGACCGCCCUCAUCGUCUGGUUCCCUCUGCUCGUGUACCAUUUCUGGAAGGAAGAUGACAAACUAAGACUCGUCACUCAUAACUACAUUCCUAUAGGGACGUUGGCUGUUGUAAUCUCAGCACUGAUUGACUGUGUGUUCUAUGGAAAGUUGACUCUGGUGCAGUUCAACUUCCUCAAGUUUAACAUCUUCCACGGCGUGGCCGAUUUCUACGGCUCCCACCCCUGGCACUGGUACCUCACUCAGGGCUUUGCCGUCGUGAUCGGACCCCAUCUUCCUUUCUUUCUUCACGGAUGCACCCUGGCAUUCAGAAGAUACAAAAUCCUGCUGGCGGCAGUCGUCUGGACUGUCACAGUCUACAGUUUUCUCCCUCACAAGGAGUUCAGAUUCAUCUAUCCCGUGCUGCCUUUCUGUAUGGUCUUCUGUGGGUUAUCUUUGGCUCGUCUGACAGCGUGGCGUCGAGUGGCAGCAGCCGCCUUGUUGGUGUCCAACCUGGUUCCAGCUCUGUACACCGGCCUGGUUCACCAGCGAGGCACUCUGGACGUCAUGAGCCACGUUCAGACACUCUGUGACAUCAGCGGAGACUCCACCCGCCUGCAGCCAGACGUCCUCUUCCUCAUGCCCUGCCACUCAACGCCCUUCUACAGCCACGUCCACUGCCCUCUGAAGAUGAGGUUUCUUGAGUGUCCUCCGGAUCUCGGAGAGGAGGCUUACGUCGACGAAGCUGAGAGCUUCUUUGACGAUCCCCUUCUCUGGCUCAGGAACUCAUUCCCGUACAAAUCCUCUCUGCCGACACAUCUGGUUUUGUUUGACGUUUUGCAACAGGAAAUCUCUGGGUUUCUGCAGGGGAAUAACUUUGUGAGGACAGCAGAGAUAUUUCAUACACAUCUUCCAGAAGGACGAGUUGGAGGAAAAAUCUUUAUUUAUGAAAGGCGCUAACAAACACUGGAACAAUGGCAACUUUCUUACCUGAUCAUAUGGGUUUGCUACUAAAAUAAAUAUUUUUAACUCC